Messenger RNA from Juglans regia (Persian walnut), 1551 nucleotides. RefSeq lists its product as uncharacterized. Lineage: Eukaryota; Viridiplantae; Streptophyta; Magnoliopsida; Fagales; Juglandaceae. The record is from RefSeq and is a predicted model, not a curated record.
AUGGAUGAUUACACCGUACCACCACCUCCCGUCUAUUCACCAGCCGAAGGCGAGGUCCAAGAUGAGAAGAGGCUCAGACAGGUGGAACCUAACGAGCAGUUGGAAUUCAUUCCCCUCAACACAAAUAGACCAGAAGCCAUGGCAGGGAUUAGCAGUGAAAUGGCAUCUGAAGUGCAGCAUGAUGAAUGCUUAAGGGAUACAGACCCUAAACCCGAGUUGUAUGUUGAUUGUCCAUUUUCCAACACAUACAAUCCCAAUUGGAGAAACCACCCAAAUCUCAGCUGGAGGAAUGAGCAAUCAGCUCAACUCCCCAUUCAUGCACCCGGUCCUUCCCAAUAUACAACCAAUCCAAAUUCAACAUCAUCGGGGCCACCUCAAUAUCCUAUUGCAGCACAUUUUGGUCAGAGGAGAAACCUUGAGGAGACUGUCCAGCAAACGGGAACAACCCUCCAGCAAUUCAUGCAAGGGCAAGCAUCAAUAAAUACACAAAAUGUUCAAACCUUUAAUGACAUCAGAAGGACCUUGACCAAAAUUUAUGCAACCCUGAGCAUCCAAGAGAAAGGGAAAUUCCCUGCCCAGCCCCAACCCAAUCCUCAAGGUCAAAUUCAUCAAGUGUCAGAAAUGGGGGAGGGCUCUAACUUGAAGCAAGUAAAAGCUGUCACCACCUUAAGGAGUGGUAAAACUUUUGAAAACCCUAGUCCUGAGAGCACAAGUGGUAAGAUUUACCUGGAGGAGGACUCCAGGCCUUCUAGAGAAAUGCAAAGACUCAAUCCUUCAAUGAAAGAAGUAGUUAAAAAGGAGGUCCUUAAACUGUUGGAUGUGGGUAUUAUUUACUACAUCUCUAAUACUAGGUGGGUCAGCACCAUACAAGUGGUUCCAAAACAAUAUGGGUUGACUGUAAUAAAAAAUGAAGAAAAUGAGUUCGUCCCCACAAGGGUAACUACAGGCUGGAGAAUGUGUAUUGACUAUAGGAAACUUAAUGCUUCCACUAGGAAAGACCAUUUUCCCUUGCCAUUUCUUGACCAAGUCUUGGAGAAGGUAGCUGAACAUGCAUUUUAUUGUUUUCUAGAUGGGUUCUCAGGCUAUUAUCAAAUUGAAAUAGCACCUGAAGACCAAGAUAGAAUUACCUUCACAUGCCAAUUUGGAACCUUUGCAUUUAGAAGGAUGCCUUUUGGGUUGUGUAACGCCCCAGCAACUUUUGAAAGGUGCAUGCUCAGCAUAUUCAGUGAUUUAAUUGAGAUUGGUCUAGAAGUUUUCAUGGAUGAUUUCUCAAUUUUUGGGAACACUUUUGAGAAAUGUUUGACUAAUUUGCAAGCUGUUUUGGCCAGGUGUGAGGAGAAAAACUUAUUGCUCAACUGGGAAAAGUGCCAUUUUAUGGCUCAACAGGGUAUAGUAUUAGGACACAUAGUGUCCUCAAAGGGUAUUUAAGUGGAUAAAAAAAAAAUAGACCUGAUUUCUAAGCUACCCAGACCUAAAACUGUGAAGGACAUUAGAUCAUUUUUAGGACAUACUGGAUUUUAUAGAAGAUUUAUACAAGUUACUUAUGCAUGA